AAUUGUCAGAAACAUUCUUUGAGUACAUGGCUUUAUGAUAUUUUAUUACUCACCAUAAACUAUUCAUAAGCUUUUAUUGUACAAUAUGAAGUGCAGUAAAAUAGUCGAUCUGGUUAACGUGCAUUUAUUUAUGGAAGUAAAUAUUUAACGUUAAUGUAAAAAAAUAUUUAAUAUUAAUAACAGUAAUAUAAUUUUUACAAUGGGUCUUUUAGUCAAACGAAUUACUAGUAUAUUAAGAAUAAUGUCUAGAACUCCUUAUAAGACUUACAAACGAUCAUUUACAAUCUGUGUAGAAGGUAAUAUUGGAUGUGGGAAAACUACUUUUUUAAAUCAUUUCAAAAGUUAUGACAAUACAGUUGUUUUACAAGAACCAGUUGAAUUAUGGCGCGAUGUUGCAGGAGUAAACCUAUUAGAACUUAUGUAUAAGGAUCCAAAGCGUUAUGCUUUCAUAUUCCAAUCUAAUGUACAAUUAACAAUGCUUCAAUUGCAUACUUAUAAGACACAAUUACCUUACAAAGUCAUGGAGAGAUCAGUUUACUCUGCAAGGUUAUUUAUAGAAAAUAUGAAACGUAAUAAAAUAUUACAAGACGUUGAAGUUGUAGUAUUAGAAGAAUGGUUUGACUGGUAUACAAAAAAUGUUAACAUAGAAACGGAUUUAAUAAUAUAUUUAAGAACCAGCCCAGAAAUUGUUUACCAAAGAAUGCGUAUAAGAGCUCGUAAGGAGGAAAAUUUGGUGUCAUUAGAAUACCUGAAACGUAUUCAUGAAAUACAUGAUGAAUGGCUACUAUACCAAAGCUUGUUCUCUUUGCCAGCACCAGUUAUUAUAUUAGAUGGAAAUAAGAGUAUUGAAGAGAUGGUAGUUGAAUUUGAAAAAUGCAAAAAUAAAAUUUUUACUCAACGAAAAGAAGGGGAAAGUUAAAUAAUAAGUGCUACUACCGCGCCCACAUGUUAAAAAAAGUAAAAACAGUAAAUAUGUAAAUAAAAUAUAAUUAUUUUAUUUUAGCAUUUAACUGUACAAAAUAUUUAAUAUUUUCUUUUUUGUUAUAAAUAUAUAAUAUAAUAUAAGACUGCGAAUUUUAAUGAUACAUACAAUCUCCAUUUUCUCUUAUUAAAUGUAAGCAUUUAAAAAAAUCUCGAUUUCAUUAUUGAUAGUACGACAAUUCAUAUUGUGGUACAAUCAAUCAUACAAGAGUUUUUACAAAUACAGUUUUACAAAUACAGUUUUUACACGCGAGAUCAUGUAUUAGUACACCAGAUCAUGGACUAAGAUGAGUAUUUUUGUUAGACAAUAAAAUCAUAAAUUUACAUAGAACUUUA
This is a messenger RNA of Vespa velutina, 1317 nucleotides long. Its product is annotated as deoxynucleoside kinase-like. The record is from RefSeq and is a predicted model, not a curated record. Gene Ontology annotation, molecular function: ATP binding; deoxynucleoside kinase activity. Gene Ontology annotation, cellular component: mitochondrion; cytoplasm. The coding region runs from base 200 to 919 and encodes 239 amino acids. Lineage: Eukaryota; Metazoa; Arthropoda; Insecta; Hymenoptera; Vespidae. Gene Ontology annotation, biological process: nucleobase-containing compound metabolic process. The transcript is spliced from 4 exons.